Messenger RNA from Maniola jurtina (meadow brown), 4883 nucleotides. RefSeq names its product roquin-1 (gene roq). The transcript has 16 exons. Gene Ontology annotation, molecular function: metal ion binding. Lineage: Eukaryota; Metazoa; Arthropoda; Insecta; Lepidoptera; Nymphalidae. The record is from RefSeq and is a predicted model, not a curated record. The coding region runs from base 88 to 2385 and encodes 765 amino acids.
GUUUAUGGCUGCUGACGGAUCAUGAUUUGAAGUGGGUAGAAGCUAAAUGUGUUAUUUUUGUGAUGAGUGUUCGUGUUAUUUUUGAGAAUGCCCAUCCAGGCGCCGCAAUGGACGGACUACCUGAAUUGUCCAGUAUGCUGCCGCGAAUUUGGCGCCCCGCCACGAAGCCCGAUCAGUCUAGGCUGUGGCCACACACUCUGUGGGCAUUGUCUUAAACAUUUGCAUAGGAAACAAUGCCCUUUUGAUCAGACAGUCAUUCAAGCAGAGCCUGAAGAAUUAGUAGUGAAUACGGCGCUACUACAGCUAGCGGGGUACACCCCGCCUGCACAGCCCUACCACCCGCCCUGCAUACAAGCCCUGCCAGAACAUGACCGCCAAGCGUAUGACGUCAUCGUGCGGUGCCUCGAACAUCUCGCUAUCUACCUUAAACUUUGUGCGAGCAGUACGGCAGGCAACCGCUUGUCGAGGCCGAUGCAGCGUAAAUUGGUAACUCUGCUGCAAUGCGCCAUCACUGACGAGGAGGGCAGAGGGCGGGCGGCGCGCUCGGCGAGGUCCCUCGGAGAGAGGACUGUCACUGAGCUUAUUCUUCAGCAUCAGAAUCCUCAGCAGCUAAGUGCGAACUUAUGGGCGGCGGUCCGUGCGCGUGGUUGUCAGUUUUUAGGACCUGCAAUGCAAGAGGAAGUCUUAAAACUUGUGCUUCUAGCUCUAGAAGAUGGUUCCGCCCUUUCCAGAAAGGUGCUAGUGAUGUUUGUUGUCCAAAGAUUAGAGCCUCACUUCCCGCAGGCUUCCAAAACUAGUAUAGGCCACGUUGUCCAGCUUCUGUAUAGAGCUUCUUGUUUUAAGGUUUCCAAACGCGAGUGUGAUUCAUCGUUAAUGCAAUUAAAGGAGGAAUUCCGGACAUAUGAAUCCCUACGGCGCGAACACGAUGCGCAAAUAGUACAAAUAGCCACCGAAGCCGGCCUAAGAAUAGCUCCAGACCAGUGGAGCGCAUUAUUGUAUGGGGACACAGCCCACAAAAGUCAUAUGCAAAGUAUAAUAGACAAACUACAAACACCUCAGUCAUUUGCACAGUCCGUUCAAGAGCUGUUCAUAGCAUUGCAGAGGACAUGGGAUCCGGCACAGCUGAUUGUCAUGAGUAUGCACCUCGAUCGACUUGCGAACAUAGACGCUAGUCCAGAUGCAAAAUGCCCAACAUGGCAACAGUUGGCCGAGGUGAUAACGUCAAUCAAAGAGGUUGUCUCUGGGCUGAUCCAUUACCUACAGCAGCAAGCCACUUGCCGUGACUCAAACCAUAACCAGAAGCACAACCUUCAAGAUAGGUGCUGUGAACCAUCUACUAGCCAACCGUCUCCGCAGAUAGCAACCACGCCAACUCAUAAGUACAAGACGUCUAUGUGUCGAGAUGCUGUUACUAGGUCCUAUUGUCCAAGAGGCAACGCUUGCACGUUCGCGCAUUUCGAGGAAGAGCUGGAAAGGUACAGGGGCGCCGCAAACACGAAUCCGACGUUAACAAACGGCAAUUAUACGUACCUGCCACCAAUCCCGUCUAUGCCGUUGCCGCAAUUGCCUCAGCCCAUACCGCUCCCGCAAAUGUACCAGAGGUUCUCUAUGCCGCCGCCGCAAGCGCACCCGCAUAUAGACAACUAUAACGUUCCACAAAUUCAGCCAACGUUGCAACCUCAAGAAAUUCUUCCAAAUGCAGAAUUCACACAUCAAGCUGAAAACACGCGCACCGAAUGCAUUCCCCCAACGAAUUUUGCAUCUGCUAUAAUGCACAGCCAGCCUCCGAUGGGUAUAAAUCAAAAUGGCAUCAUAAUGCCGAUACCAGAACGUCCCUAUUACGGUCGCUUCAGCAACAUGGUGCCGCUACACGAUGACACCACAAACAACCUUCAGUUCCCUCGGCCCGAAUUUGUGAGCCCAGUAUACCAGGGUCCAACCAAUACUGGCCCAAUAACAGGUUACCCAAAUCAAGAACAGAAUAUACAACAGCCAAUGCCAAAUAUGUUUGUGCCAGCGCAGCACGAAGCGCCGAGGAAUAUUAGCCCCUACACUUUCGAUGAUCCGAUUCCAACAGAACUCUUGCCAGACUAUCGGGUCAAGGCGCCGGGAUUUGCUUCUGUACCUAGGGAGCUUCGUAUGGAGUCCUGGUCAACUACAAAUAGCAUGCCUGUUUUCAACUUUGAAGGAAUUAGAAAUGCCCUGCCCCACAUUCCCCAAACUACGGAAGAUAUAUUCUCAGUGCAGAAUGACCGCCGGGCGGUUGGCGCGGACAGACUCGCGGUCAACACUGAUCUCACCAACAGGGCUGAUGAUCGGGAACUAGAAGAGGAACUGCAGGCUUUGGAACGACGUAUAGACACGGAGUUCAAAAGCACAGAUUAAACUAGUGAGGUACCCUUUAUUAAUAAACAUCACAAGCGAAACGACAUGCAGUUUUGGGUAACUUCGAGAUCCACCCAAUGUAUAUUCUACCACGGAAGACAAUCCUCAACGCAUGUUCGUAUUAAGUACCUUUGGGUUUAGGUAAGGAAAUAUCAGCUAGGUGAUUCGCUAACUCAGUGUCUAACACUAAAAUAUGAUAGCCACCGAGGUUGAUUGGUUCUACAUUGCUGCUUCACUGAGUGAUAUUAAAAUAUUUUUUGUAGAAAUCGUUCAAUGGAUUAAAAAAUGAGUUCAGUGGUUAUUAUCAUUCAGUCUUAGACACUGGGUUAGCGAAUCACCCCGUUGAAGCUUUUAGUGUAUAGAAAAUUUAUUUAUUGUUGCAAUUAUCAUUAUUUAUUAUUGUGUUUUAAAAUGAGUGGGAUGUCCUCGGAUAUUCGAUAUAUAGACUUCCCAUUUAGCUUUAUUAUAUACUAUACUAGUUACAUUAUGUUUUAUUGUAUUGAUAUAUAAUGCGUAAAAAAUGAGUUAUGCGCCUUUUCAACUUUGUGUCAAAUGUCAUGUCGAAAGUACGAUUUUAGUCCUUAUUUUAAAGGUGAACCGUAAUUUUGACAUGACAGUUGGCCCAUAGAGUUAAAAUGGCGCGUAAGAAGUCAUUUUGUAUGGACUAUACAUCAAAAUUAGCAAGAUGUUUUAAAAUAAAUCAAACAUGUAGCAAAAAUUCGAUUGAUGGCAAAUACAUUUUAUUUCUAGCAUGCCGAAACAACCUAAAGCCUUCUUCUAAGGACUCUUAUGUUAAUAGGUAAAAGUUCGAUAGAUUUCUACUAAAUUAAUUUUAUAGUUAUCGCUUCCAUAAAGUUCUGCCAAAAAUUUUCCGAAUCUUCCGUAUCUACAAACCCGUUAGUUUUUUUUUUUACAAUUGUUAUGCCUUUGUCUUUUAUUGGCUUCUUCUUUAUAUGAAACUAUUCACAUUUAUCUGAAACCGAUUUUGUGUCAAAAUGUUCUGCCACUGGGAAAUCCGAUUAAAAUCCGGGUCCGACAGCCGACCAGUGGGAACGGGCUGUAACGUAGACCUCCUGCUGAUCAGAAUUCUUGAGGUAGGUGUUCCUUAGUGCGUAUGAGCGCUAUGUCACAAAAUACAAACUGAAUUCGUAGCGCCAUACUAACGCCCCGUUUAGUGGACACAGCGUACACCAAGGGACCUCUACUUAUAAAGCGACGCGCUUUGUCAAGUGACAACCGUGUGCGGGUAAAAACGUGAGUAAUUUCUCCGAAAUAAAAGCGUGGCCGUGUGACGUGAACACUAUUGUACGUUCGCGCAAUUUGCACGCUCAGCGUAGCUCACGUCCUAAUCUUAAGAGUAACUAAACAAUAAAAUUGCAUAAUAUAUUCAUUGAUAAAUAAUUAAUACAUUUUUAACUUAAAUAAGUCAAUGUGUUAAAUUAAAUAACGUGUUAAAUAUGGAUAUUAAAUGUCAAAAUUAAUGAGUAAAUAAUAAUUUUAACAUUUCAAUUUUUAUUAACUUAUAAUGUUUAUUGCUACAUGUUGCAGCAUUUUAUAAUUCAUGGUUCUGUACAUACUGUAAUACUCAAACAUAUAAAUCUUCAGUAAAAAAGAUGAAAUGACAUCACAGAUAAUUUUUCUAGAUUUAAAAAAAUACUGGAACUUUGAUUUUACGGAAUAAAAAGUAUCCUAUGUUCUCCAGGAGCUAGCCCAAAUUUAGUCAAUUAAGGACAUAUUGUAUUUUAUUUGUGAAAUUAUUUAUCACAGUCUUCAAUGUCUUGAUGUUGCAAAAGCCUUUGACAGGGUUUGGCAUGGGGCACGUCUAUCGAAACUACCAUCCUAUGGACUACCAAUAAAGCUGUAUAAUUGGGUCGCCAGCUUCCGUGAUGGUGUGUGGUGUCCAUCAAAGUGGACAUUGACGGUUUUGCUCGGAACUCAAGCCGAUCAAUGCCGGCGUCCCACAGGGCUCAGUGUUAUCACCCACACUGUUCUUCCUGCAUAUCAAUGACUUGUUGCAUGACAGCAACAUCCAUUGCUAUGCAUAUACAGUACCGCUGAUGCCCUCUACAAAGUUCAUGCACAGCUUUCUCGUGCAAGGCACAGAAUGCAGAGCCAAACUUGUGUCUGACUUAGAACCGUCCCUAGGUAAAGUGUCAGAAAGGGGUUCACAAAACCUGCAAUUUAGCCCGACUAAAACACAAGCAGCUCAUAAUGCAAGGGAAAAUAAAAGGCAGGCGUAGACCUGGCCGUAGACGAACAUCCUAGCUCAAAAACCUUCGCCAGUGGUUUAACAUGAGUACGAGGUCACUAUUUAGAGCAGCGGUGAACAAGAUCCAGUUAGCCUUAAUGAUUGCCAACCUCCGAUAGGAGACGGCACUAGAAGAAGAAGAAGAAAACACAAGUUUGUGAGUUAACCGUCAAGAAACCCCAGAUCACUUUACCUAACAACCCUACCAAGCACAGGCUCCUGUAUAAACUGUGAAAUCAACUGCCAUCUG